GUAUUUUCACUUGUCCCGUUUUGCAGGCGAUAACGUUGCUGUCGGCGAUCAGCAUGAUUUCGGCGCAAUGUCUGACAGAAGACGAUGUUCCCUCGAUGAUGGACCCGACGUCGAGGGUGUCGCUAAUGGGCGCCCGCUUUGACUUCGCGCUCGACAGUUUGAAAAAGACCGCGUUGAUCGAGUCGAGGGACAACAUCUUCUUCAGCCCGCACAGCAUACACCAGGCGAUAACGCUGGCGUACUUCGGCUCUCGCGGCACCACCGAGGCGUCCCUGAAGCAAGCCCUCCGAAUUCCAAAUGAGCUCACCAAAGUCGACGUGCAACGUUCCUACGCCAUCGAGAGAUCGCUCAAUCAAGUGGGUUCCCAGAUGAGUAAGUCUAUAGAUUCCUACGAUUAUCAAAUCGCCAAUAGAUUUUGGGUUACGAACUCCAAGAUGCUGCGCGAGUGCAUGCUCGACUUCUUCGGGGAUCAGUUGCAAGUGACUGAUUUCCGUACAAAUCCCGCCGAGGUGAGGGAUGAGAUCAACAAUUGGGUUGGCAACAUGACGAAGGGCCACAUUCGCGAUCUCCUGCCGCCGAACAGCAUCAUGGAAGAUACCGACUUGGUUCUGGUGAACGCGGUUUACUUCAAGGGCCUGUGGGCCCAUCGUUUCGACCCGAAGAAUUCCAAGCGCGAUAUCUUCUACUCUUCCGGCUCGCAAAACUCUGUCACCACUUUCAUGCGUCAGAAAGGCAACUUCAAUCACGCUGUCUCCGAAGAGCUAGGCGCGUAUGUCUUGGAACUGCCCUACAAGGGCGAUGAGAUAUCAAUGUUCGUGCUGCUUCCUCCGUUCUCCACCGCGCGAUCUGACCAGAAUCCUUCCGACGAGCCGCAGGACGGCAUCCGCCAGCUGGUGGAGCGUAUGGCCACGGAGAAGGGGUCCCGAGAGCUGCGCGAGCUGUUGGACGACGGGUUGCCGCCGCGCGAGGUCGAGAUCAGCCUGCCGCGCUUCGAACUCGAGCGUGAGCUGCCGCUCAACCAGCUGCUGUACGCCCUCGGCGCCGGCGAACUGGUGACACCCGACAUGGCCGAUCUGCGCGGCUUCGUCGCGGACGGCGAGCAGACUCUGCACCUCGGUGACGCCGUACACCGGGCCCGUAUCGAGGUGACGGAGGAGGGUACCACCGCGGCCGCGGCCACCGCGAUCUUCACCUUCCGCUCCAGCCGACCCACCGAACCCGCCGUCUUCAACGCCAACCACCCGUUUGUUUACCUGAUCUACAACAAGGCUGAGCACACCAUUCUUUUCACCGGCAUCUUCCGCACACCCGGCGUAUCGCACGCGUCGCAGCCCCUAACUCCCGGUGCUGUUUAGAUGGAGUUUACCCCCCCCCCCCCCCCGUGUCGUUUAGGAGAAACUUAUCCUCGGGAAGAGUCGAGCGGUGAAUGAUGCGCCAAGGGUUGACAAAAAUUCACCCUUCCACUUGACUAGUUGACACCAUAUUUGACAGGAUCUGUUUCUCGCGUGGCGUUGAACGAUUUUUGUUGACCGGAGAACGGUUGGUCCUUUGGGCCCUUGCGAAACCGACGUCGAUUUUUAAGCUCGCGAACUUUCGACGGGCCGAGGAAAAAGGGCCUACCACUUUCCCGCGAUUUUCCGAGCGGAGUCUGUUGCAUGAAUCUCAUUAAUUUAUUCUCGUAUUGAGGCUUUUAUACUUUUUGUGACGUCUUAUUUUUAAAGUUAGAUAAAGACGAGUGUGAAAACCAAACACAAAUUUACACGUAAAGACGUUGACGUUUAUUUCUCGACGAUUCUGUGUUAUAGAUAGUGAAUCUCGACGAGCGAUGAUUUCGACUUGAAACAGUUGUUUAACGAAUGGUUUUUCUUCCAACCCGAAAAAUCAAUCACUCUAAUGUGUCCGGAUAAAAUCCUCAAAAUUGUAAAGGAAUGCGGAGAUUUAUGUAAUGAGAAAAUGAAUAAAGGGGCUUUUAAAUAUA
Molecule: messenger RNA, 1978 nt
Organism: Vollenhovia emeryi
Lineage: Eukaryota; Metazoa; Arthropoda; Insecta; Hymenoptera; Formicidae
Product: serpin B3-like
Exons: 3
Coding region: 54-1355 (433 amino acids)
Molecular function (GO): serine-type endopeptidase inhibitor activity
Source: RefSeq, a predicted model, not a curated record